This is a messenger RNA of Cantharellus anzutake, 2880 nucleotides long. RefSeq lists its product as uncharacterized. Gene Ontology annotation, biological process: arachidonate metabolic process. The transcript has 16 exons. Lineage: Eukaryota; Fungi; Basidiomycota; Agaricomycetes; Cantharellales; Hydnaceae. Gene Ontology annotation, cellular component: membrane. The record is from RefSeq and is a predicted model, not a curated record. Bases 1 to 2880 code for a protein of 959 amino acids.
AUGUCUCGUGCCUACGUCCUCGCUGAGAGCCAAGGUAUUUUCCAGCCUCCAGACAGUCAAGGCAAUCCCGCCCCUCGGAUCUGGUUCAAGACGGGGCCAGUGACCGAGCGUCUCGUGCAGCGCCUCGUCAGGGUGCAGCUUAAGACGGAGUCGUGUGAUCCAGAACAGGUAGUUGUGACAUCCAACUGGCGUGAUAGCUGGUUCGAGAUCUGUAUUCUAGCUAGUGAUGCUGCAAGAGAGCUCAAGAGGAAAGGCAAGAGGGUUCUAUCUUGGAGAAGUCACAGUAACAUGUUGGCCUCUGGGGAUUCUGGUUUUGUCUUUGGCCGGGAAAGCCAACUGGUUGGGGACAUAAUUGCGGUUCAGGUCUGCUCGCCCCUUUCGGCCCGGGGCGCCUAUCUUGGGCGUGGAAAAUUGAUAGUUGAAGAGCGGGACGAAGGUAUCAUUGAUAGUGUACCUAGAUCUGUCGCUAAGUCGUGCAUGCCCGAGCGGUCCACGGAGACCACAAUCACUCUUUCAUCCACGAAUAACUGCGAGGUUCACGCCGUCGACGACAAGUUGGAGUGCAGGAUUUGGCUGAAGUCUCCGCCUCUUGAUAAGUGUACGAUAUCAAACAUUCACACCGUCCAGUUGUUCACGGUCUCUCGUGGGAGUGGGAAUUUCAACUUCGGCGGUGCAUGCAGCUGGAGUUGGUUUGACAUUUUGAUUCUGGAUUCUCCUGACGCCAAGUCGCCCAAGGUUGUCAACGGUGUUAGCUUGGUUUGGAAAAGUCAUCACAACUCCCUUCACAACGGACCCUAUGAAGAGCGUCGAGGCGAUGUUCUUUACUGGGACAAUCCUCUCCUGUUUCUUGAUGACGGGAACGUUAUCGCCGUACGUAUUUGCGCCCGGUUUCCGGGUUGGAGCAACUAUGUUAAGGAGGGUCAUCUUUUAAUCGGUGUCAAGGAAAUAGAGGCAGCGAAAUCGAUCACGACUUCUCCACUUAGCAUCUGUGAGCCUGAAAACUUGUCCUUUUCUAACGAUUCCUUGGAGACAUUGGGGAUCCCGAGUGAACCGGCACCUGCAUACUCUUCGCCUUCCACUGAUUCGAUUCUUGAGCAACGGCUCGGGGUUGAUCAGACCAUUGAAUCUGCGCGCCCACUGCGCCUCCUCUCACUUGAUGGGGGUGGUGUGCGAGGGAUCUCUACCUUGGUAAUUUUGAAAGAAAUCAUGAAAAAGGUGACCAGCGAGAAGGACCCAAGGCCAUGCGACUACUUUGACAUGAUUGCGGGCACCAGCACCGGAGGCCUGAUAGCACUUAUGCUGGGGCGUCUGCAUAUGACAAUCAAUGAAUGCACCGAGGAAUAUGAGAGGCUGGCGAAGGAAUUGUUCACUCGAGGCCGCCUUGGGAAGUUUGUGGGUGUUGUAACUACGGGUGCGAGAUACGAUGCCAAUAUCUUGAAGAAUGGCAUACAAGACCUUCUCCAAAGAAAGUUAGGCGACAGUGAGGCACUUAUGUUGGAGAAAGACCCACUUUGCAGAGUGUUACUUAUGGCUGCUCGGUCAGACCGUCUGAACCGUAGGACUGCUGCUUAUCUCCGUACAUAUGACUCUCCAAAUGCUCCUCCUCAAAAAUUUCCCCCGUUCAGAAUUUGGGAGGCAGCCCGAGCCACAUCUGCUGCCCCAACUAUUUUCGAAGAAGUCCGAGUGGGGAGGCACACAUUUGUGGAUGGCGGCUUGGGUUUCAACAACCCCGUCCAAGAACUCGUGAAUGAAGCGUUCUUCCUCUAUGGUGCGACGCGUCCCAUUGGAUGCAUCACUUCUAUCGGGACAGGCCUAGGAAAGAAUGUCCCCCUCCACCCCAUCUCAGUUAUUGGAUUCAAACAUUUCGUGAGAGGGCUUGUAAGCGUCGCAUCAGGAUGCGAGCGUUCACAUGAAAGAAUGAUAGCCAACAGUCUGCGCCUGCCUCCCGUUGGCGAGCAAAAGUACUUCCGCUUUAACGUCGGCGAGAGAGUUUAUUCCAAAUGGGUCGAAGAAACUGUGCCUGACUUGUUCAACAACCAGUUGGGGACAGUCAUUGACAAACCCGAAGAAGACCACUUCAAAGCGGGGCACAUCCAUUUAGAUGAAUAUCAGCGUAUGCACGAGUUUGCGGCGCUUAGUAGAAAGUACAUGGCGGAGACGGAACAACAAAAACUCCUUCAAAGGUGUGCUAAGCGUCUCUAUCCAACGACGCUGACUCCGACAGGAGUCUUAAUUCGCGGACAGAUGAGAACCAAUGAGGGCAUGGGCGAGCUGGAAAGCCAGAGUCUGGGAGAUGUGUGUGUUGCUGGUAGCAAGCUUAGGGAAACAGUGAACGAGUCGCUUCUCAUUGCGAAAAGACUCUCAAGUGAAAUAUUGGACAUUAUCGUCCAAGACGAAGACGAGUGCGGUGAUCCCCACCUUGCAGUGCCCACGUUGAACUUUGAGUUUGGAACUCCCGAAGACUGCACUGCCGUCAAGCGGCGUAAAUUAAAGCACCGCUCAGCCUCUCCGUGCCAUAGCUUGGGUUCUGUCAACGAGGCACUCGCCGCUAAACAGGGGCAGAAGACGAAAGAAUUUGCGAUACUCAAGGGCGUAAGGCUCUACUUCACUGGUCGAAGAGUUCUAGAGGCCCAGCGCCGCGGUCCGCGAGUGGCUCCGUUCCAACAACUCUUUGUACCCCUCAUCAGGACCCACGUCUCGUCGUGGGCAAAAGUCAGGACACGAGCCCCACGAGACAUCUUAUCGACGAUGAUAUGUUUCAUUCUUAUAGCAGUCCUUGUUGGGCUGCUAGUUCCACAACGCAGCAAUAAUGUAGACGGCUUCUGCGCUCUGCCUAUCAGGCGGGCAUCCACAGCUGGCAAGUGCUUGAUUUAUAUCUGA